Messenger RNA from Staurois parvus, 327 nucleotides. The record is from the annotation of a GenBank genome assembly. NCBI's taxonomy places the organism in Eukaryota, Metazoa, Chordata, Amphibia, Anura, Ranidae.
GGCACUGACUGGCAUCACUGCUGGGCACUGACUGGCGGCACUGACUGGCACAACCCCUGGGCACUGACUGGUGGCACUGACUGGCAGCACUGCUGGGCUGCACUGGUGGGUGACACUGGUGGGCAGCACAGGUGGGUGGGCACAGGUGGGUGGCACUGGUGGGCACAGGUGGGUGGGCACAGGUGGGUGGCACUGCUGGGCACAGGUAGGUGGCAUUUCUGGGCACAGGUAGGUGGCACUGCAGAGUGGCACAGGUGGGUGCACUGCUGGGCACAGGUGGGUGCACUGCUGGGCACAGGUGGGCGGAGCUUGCGGGUGGCACUGCUG